AUGUUAUUGCUGAACCAGGUUAUUCAUAUUGAAAGUGCUAAAUUUGGUAAUAAAAUUAGUAGUGAUGAAAUUAGUGAUGAUGAAGUUGAUGACUAUGUCGCAAAUCCACCAAAGGGUGAACGACCAAUGUGUGUUGGGUGUGGUGGAAAGUCUUCACCAAAGAGCGUUUUAAGUGGUCCCAGGUACAAAUAA
Cetraspora pellucida is the source of this 192-nucleotide messenger RNA. NCBI's taxonomy places the organism in Eukaryota, Fungi, Glomeromycota, Glomeromycetes, Diversisporales, Gigasporaceae. The record is from the annotation of a GenBank genome assembly.